This is a messenger RNA of Leguminivora glycinivorella, 6618 nucleotides long. It is a transcript of the gene Ncc69, whose product is annotated as bumetanide-sensitive sodium-(potassium)-chloride cotransporter. The transcript has 24 exons. Gene Ontology annotation, molecular function: sodium:potassium:chloride symporter activity. Lineage: Eukaryota; Metazoa; Arthropoda; Insecta; Lepidoptera; Tortricidae. Bases 321 to 3791 code for a protein of 1156 amino acids. Gene Ontology annotation, biological process: potassium ion homeostasis; cell volume homeostasis; chloride transmembrane transport. Gene Ontology annotation, cellular component: membrane. The record is from RefSeq and is a predicted model, not a curated record.
GUGCUUUGAAAUUUUAGUGUCAAUUAUCGUUUUUAUGACUGAAAGUAUAAAUAUUUUGAAACCAAUUAUAUUGAUCUAGUGAUAUUAAUUAAUUACAUGAUUUAAAUAUAUGUGUAGAAUGACGUUAAUGCUAACAUAAUGCGAGUGUUUACAAAAACUGUUUUUGAUUACCUUUACGAAAUUUAAAUGUACCAAAUAAAUUGUAACACUGUAUUGUCACCAAAUUAGUAGUGCCCUCGAUAAUGUGUCCAAAAACACUUUAAGUUAAAGUAAAUACAUUGUUAUAACCAUUACAAAAACGCCGGUCGUAAAAAAUAAAAAUGAGUUCCCCCGAAAAGGACAUAGAGUUGAGCCCAGUAAAAAGUGACUCUAACCCAAGUGGCCCAACGCUCCCGGAGAAGCUAAAUAUGCCCAUAGAUGACGAGGAAGAUGUUAUCAUCGGACGGUUUAGAAAAAUAAGUUCUGCCAAGUCUAUGGCAGCCACAAAUGGCCAGAUACAGUAUCCCUCUGAUGUAACAGUGAGGUUGGAUGGUGAUUCGGAGUCAGGAUUGCAGUUUAAGAAGGAGUCUGGUGAGAAGGACAAGCUGCUAGAGCCGAACAAUGGUGUGGUAAUGCAGAGGAAGGUUCCGGUCACCAAGAGCAGUUUCAGAGAUAUGGAGAAGCCAUCUCGAUUCAGAAACCAGCAGUCGGCUACCAGAUUCCAGAUGCAGGGCAAGUCCGAGGAUGAAGCGACGGAGGAAUCUAACGAAUCAGGGAUGGAGAGCGACGAUCCACUCACAGCGUCUGACACCAAAUACGGGAAAAGCUUCAGACAUUUCACUCGAGAAGCGUUGCCCAGGCUGGACAACUACAGAAAUGUGUUGUCGCUGCACGCCGCGCCUCGACCCACAUUGGAUGAACUGCAUAAUGCCUCUCUAUCUAGGAAGCCAGGUCAGACCAUGGAGAAAGACGCCGAGGGCCCGACUCUGCCCAGCCUCAACAUGAAGUUCGGCUGGAUCAAGGGCGUGCUGAUGCGAUGUCUGCUCAACAUUUGGGGCGUGAUGCUCUUCCUCCGACUCUCCUGGGUGGUUGGACAAGCUGGCGUGGCGCAGUCAAUCCUACUCAUCAUGACGACAUCAGUGGUGACUACCAUCACAGCUCUCUCCAUGUCUGCGAUAAGCACAAAUGGCGUCAUCAAAGGAGGUGGAACGUACUACAUGAUAUCCCGCUCGCUUGGCCCCGAAUUCGGCGGCAGUAUCGGCCUAAUAUUCUCAAUGGCGAACGCCGUCGCUUGCGCUAUGUAUGUCGUCGGCUUUGGCGAGUCCCUCAUAACGCUCAUACCAGAGUCCGCGUAUAUGGUCAGCAAGGCCUGGGACCAAACAAUCUACGGCUGCAUCACCAUAGUCCUUCUCACAGGCAUCGUCAUGGUAGGCAUGGAGUGGGAAGCGAAAGCCCAAAUAGUACUACUGUUUAUACUCCUAGCUGCCAUCGCGAACUUCCUGAUCGGGUCCAUUAUAGGUCCGCAAGACGAUGUUGAAAUUGCACAGGGUUUCGUUGGAUAUAACAUGACAGUAUUGAAAAGCAACAUGGGGCCGGAUUACCGGUUCUACGAAGGCGUAGAUCAUUCGUUUUUCUCCGUGUUUUCCAUAUUUUUCCCCGCGGCUACUGGGAUUCUUGCUGGUGCCAAUAUUUCUGGCGAUCUUAAGGACCCACAAAAAUCAAUUCCAAAAGGCACAAUCCUUGCCAUACUGCUGACUACCCUCUCCUACUUGUUGAUCGCUGUUAUUGUGGGCUGGACCGUGCUUCGUGAAGCCACAGGGUCGAUUGAUGAUGUGGCAAACUGGACAAUGGGAGACUGCGCUAAUAGGAGCUGCGAAUAUGGACUGCACCACAGUAAUGAUGUGAUACGUCUAGUAUCAGGUUUCGGACCUCUGAUAUACGCGGGAUGUUUCGCAGCCACUCUGUCUUCGGCGUUAGCUUCUCUGGUCUCCGCUCCUAAAGUAUUCCAGGCAUUAUGUCAAGACAAGUUGUACCCGUACCUGGAGUUCUUCGCCAAGGGCUACGGCAAGAACAACGAGCCCGUGCGAGGAUACGUGCUCACCUUCCUUAUCGCCUUCGCGUUCAUUCUUAUGGGUGGAUUAAACCAGAUCGCCCCCCUGAUUUCGAACUUCUUCCUAGCUGCGUAUACUUUGAUCAACUUCUCUACAUUCCAUGCGAGUCUCGCCAGGCCCGUCGGGUGGAGACCUACUUUUAGAUUGUACAACAUGUGGCUAUCUCUUCUCGGCGCGGUGCUGUGUCUAGCGAUCAUGUUCGUGAUCUCAUGGAUCACGGCGCUGGUCACAUUCGCUUGCUUGCUCGCGCUGUAUCUGCUCGUGUCAUACAGGAAACCAGAUGUGAACUGGGGCUCGACAACGCAAGCACAGACGUACAAGGCGGCGCUGUCUGGCGCGCACCAACUUAACCGCGUCACUGAACACGUCAAGAACUACAGGCCACAAAUACUGGUGCUGACUGGUUUCCCUGGCGAGAGGCCAAUCCUGACUGACUUCACCUAUCUCCUGACUAAGGGCUUAUCGCUGAUGCUUUGCGGCCAUAUUGUUCCUAACCAAGUAAGCCACCGAGCACGCGAGGCGUUGUCGAACCGGGCUUACCACUGGUUCAACAAGCGGAAGAUCAAAGCCUUCUACAGUCUCGUUGACGAUGUCAGCUUCAAAGAUGGCGCUAGUGCGCUUAUACAGACGAGUGGCCUCGGAAAGCUGAAGCCAAACAUCCUGAUGAUGGGAUUCAAAGAGAACUGGCUGGACUGCGAUCGUUCAGAAAUCGUUGACUACGUGGAAGUUAUGCACAAAGCUUUGGAUGUACACAUGGCGAUAGCAAUCCUGCGGGUCGAAGGCGGGCAGUACACGAGCGAGGCACUCGACGAUGACUUGCAAGCUUACCUACACGAUAUGAGUGCGAAAGACCUCACUACGUUGACGCGAUCCAUGGGCGACAACGGUAAGGAGUCCAAGUCUACUGAGAGCUUGAACACGCAUUCGAGAGGGAGCAGUAUGUCCGACGUAUCGCUGGGCUCUCCGCAACUACGCCGUGCGGCCGUCUCUGCCGACCCCAAUGCCGCCGCCAACAAGCCCGCUAGCAACGAAAAAAAGGAGAGGAGCGGCGGCGGCGGUGUAGCCGGAGCGGUACGUCGUGCUUUGGGCGGCGCGGCCGCUCGCCGAGCCUCAUCCUUCACAUCGGUAGAGCACUUCACCAAGCGCCAGGCCGGCUCUGUCGACGUGUGGUGGCUGUACGACGACGGAGGUUUAACUCUCCUGUUACCAUACAUCCUGUCAACGCGCCGCGCCUGGUCAUCAUGCCCGCUACGCGUAUUCACACUCGCUAAUAAGAAUACUGAGAUGGAACUCGAAGAGAGGAACAUGGCAUCUCUCCUAUCGAAGUUCCGCAUAGACUACUCCGCCCUGAAAAUGGUUUCUGACAUUACGAAGAAGCCUAAAGACUCCACUUUGGCGUAUUUUGAACGACUCAUCGCACCUUUCCGAACUACAGAAGACUCCAACGAUGCUUUAGGCAUAACCGACGCGGACCUCCUAGCCGCGCGAGAGCGUACCCACCGCCAUCUCCGUCUACGAGAACUCAUCUCAACACAAUCCUGUGGAGCGCGGCUCGUCUGUGUAACACUCCCCAUGCCAAGAAGGAGGAACGUCAUACCACCAGCCUUGUACCUGGCUUGGUUGCAUGCUAUAGCGACAUCUGUGGACAGAGUACUGUUGUUGCGAGGGAAUCACUCCGCUGUGCUGACGUUUUACUCAUAAGAAACGUAUGAAAAUAGUAUUAAGGUUAGUUUCCCCAACUGUUUCUUUCGAAAUGCUUCAACAUUGUAACAAUAGACUUGUCUGUGUACCCAUGCCUCGGAGAAGAAACGUUAUACCACCCGCUUUGUAUCUGGCCUGGUUGCAUGCUAUAGCGACAUCUGUGGACAGAGUGUUGUUGAGAGGGAAUCAUUCCGCUGUGCUGACGUUUUACUCUUAAAUAUGUGAAAAGUAUUAAGGUCAGUUUUUUGUUUCUUUAGAAAUACUUCAACAUUGUAGAGAUCGACUUGUCUGUGUAACACUACCCAUGCCUCAAAGGAGGAAUGUCAUUCCACCCGCUUUGUACCUGGCCUGGUUGCAUGCUAUAGCGACAUCUGUCGACAGAGUAUUGUUGCUGCGAGGGAAUCACUCCGCUGUGCUGACGUUUUACUCUUAAGUAUGUGAAAAGUGUUAAGGUCAGUUUCCUAAUAGGUUCUUUAGAAAUAAUUCAACACCUUAGCUAUAGACUUGUCUGUGUACCCAUGUCUCUUGGAAGGAACGUUAUACCACCAGCUUUGUGCCUGGCCUGCCUACAUGCUAUAGCGACAUCUGUGGACAGAGUACUGUUAUUGAGAGGAAACCAUUCCGCUGUUCUGACCUUUUACUCGUAAGGAUCGUGCUACAAUAGUCGGUUAGUUUUUUUACCUGUUUCUUUCGAAAUAAUUUAACUCUGUAGUGAUAAACUUGUCUGUGUAAUGCCAAGAAGCCUGGAUAAGAUAAAGGUCAUAGUGGCAUCCAAGGAUAGAGCUGCCGCGAGGAAGUUACCUGGCGGUAUCAAUAAUUUACUUCUAAAUUUGACCGUGUGUUGUAACGUCGAGCGCUCUUCAUACUUGGCUGGGUGUAUUUAAAUACCUUAUUGAUCGUUACAUUAGAGUAAAAUUAUUUAUGAAUGCGAAGCGUACCGCCUAAGUGAAUACCACCGGCCUAAUAGCUUGCGAAAGAUACGCUUGAACUGAGUAUGAAAUGAUCACUAGUUUGAAUUUAAUAAAUAAAUAACCAAAGUUAAACCAUUACAUACACUAUGUUAAAAAUAUCGAAUGACCUGAUAUUAUGUCGAUUCCCAACUAGCUAUCUGUAUUAUUUUUAGACUUAUUCUCCUAGACCAAGUUAUAUUGCAAUGUUUGUGGACGAGAACGUUGCCAUGACAAGAAAACAAAACGAAUAACCGGUUUUCAUUUUUGUCAUGCAUUUUAUCAACUUUUUUACGAAAUAGGUCACAAUUUUAAGAUGGUGACUAUAAAGAUACAUAAGAAGGACAAUGAUUCUUAUGAACGUAAUUUUUAUUUGAAUCUCUAUAGUUAUAAUUUAUAACUUAUAAAAUAUGGCUUUUUAUUCCAAAUGCAUGCUGACAAGGCGGUUAGCAUACUGCUCCGCAAACCGGAGCAGCGUCCUAUGCUGAGGGUUUUAGUUGCUUGUAUUAAGUAUGUGCAAAAAUAGCAUGGUAUAAACAUUGACUCCGUCUGUCCGCGCGCAAUAGCGAAUCGCCGUGAUAAUUGUUAUUGUUUUAAAGUAAAAUCAUGUAGCUGAAAUAACUGAAAGACAACCUUUAGCUUUAUUUUAUUAUUUCCUGAAAGUACAAAGUGGCUAUAUUGUAAAAACUAAGCGAAAUAUGAAUCGCAUUGAAUAUGAGAAUUGCUAUUAGAUCUGAGCCUUUAAUCUGACAGCUUUAACUGUAAUAUUCCACUAUUAUUUAAAGAUAUUUUGUAUAAUCGUAGGUAUAUUGUAAACUAUACCAGUGAGUGCCUGUUGUAACUUCUACAGUGAUACAGUAAUUUAUUGGUAAAAGAUAAAAUAUACAUUUACAAAUUAUUAAUUUCAUUUCUUAAAUACUAUUUACAUUCAUAUUAAAAUACCUGUAAUCAUUAUAUUCAUUAUAACACAUUAUACAUUGAUACAAUUAGACAUUAGGUACACAUUAACAUUCAAUAGGUAAAAAUUUAAGUAAUGUAGUUACAUUGCUGGGUCAAUAGCGCAGCGUUCAUCUAAAAAUGCAUUAAUAUUAUAAUACGCCUUAUCUAACAGGUACAACUUAAGUUUCUUUUUAAAUAUUGUGUGUUCUGAGUACUGAAUAUAUUUUAUACGAAAUGUACACAAGCUUUUACGAUAUACACAAAUUAGAUAUAAGGUUUGGGAUGUAUUUUUGUAACACGGAUAUUUUAACCGUCAUUUUUUUUAGUUUUUGAAUUUGGGUGUGCGUGUGUUUACAGAAAAUAAAAGUUGGCAAAUAUUCCAAUUGUAUGGAAAAACAGAUUGAUAAUACCUAUCAAGUUAGGCGAGCGAUGUAAUUAAUGUAAUAUUGUUUAUGAUUAAUUAUUAUGUAUAAGUAGUUUUUUUUUGAAGUUACCAAGUUGGCUAUGUACACAGCUGUAUGGCCUGACGGCUGCGGUACACCUAGAAAUUAUUUUGUACCAUCGGCAACUCUGUUAGCUGUACACUUGUAAUCGUUAUUACAAGGACAUAAAGUCUACCGAUGGUUAGUUAAGAGUGUAGCUGUUUGUACCUAGCCCAAAUACCUUGUAUACAGUUAUAAUUUUUGCAAUAUAUGCUGCGUAGCAGUUAGACUUAGUUUUAUUUUCUCUAAUUUUCGUUAUUAUUUAUUUUUUUAUCAUUUAUUUUGAAGCACAUAGCGCUUUUAUUUGUUUAUUGUGUUGUUUUUAUUUAUUAAUUUGCUUAGCACAUUUAAUGUACCUUUGAAUUGUUAUUUUUUAACCGUAGAGUAAGACCGCUCGUAAUUUAUUUUAGUAUAAAAUAUACAUUGUCAUCAGUUUUAUGAUUAAAUGACUUGAGACCA